This is a messenger RNA of Rubroshorea leprosula, 1432 nucleotides long. The record is from the annotation of a GenBank genome assembly. Lineage: Eukaryota; Viridiplantae; Streptophyta; Magnoliopsida; Malvales; Dipterocarpaceae.
GAGAUUUCAAUUUCUCUGUUUCUGUUUUGUGCUAUUGCCUUCUAAUUUCAUAUCUACUAUCCUAACUUCUGUUACAGACUGCCUUCACUACAAAGAACCUUUUCAGUGACAAAAACAGUUAUAGGGAACACUUAAGAGAUUGCCGAGGAGGCUAAACGCUCAACUAAGGUUAUUAAGCUGAGGGAGCUUACACUUAAGGGGAUGUUGAAUCAGUUGUUAAGUUGAAGAGACUUGACAUUGAUAUGGCAACCUUUGAUGCAUCCACGAUGGAAAAUUUUCUACAAGGGUGCGAUAAGGAGAAGUCAGUGAGAUACCCUACUCAGCAAUUGAAUGACUUUACAAGCAAUUACUCGAAAAGGUUGGGGUCUGGAGCAUAUGGGGAUGUUUAUGAAGGGUGGUUUCCAAAUGGAAUCAAGAUUGCGGUGAAGUUGCUCAAGGAGAAAUAUGAGGGAGCAACAAAAAAACAAUUCAUGGCAGAGGUAGGCACAAUUGGAAUAACAAAUCGUAUUAAUUUGGUUAGAUUUUAUGGUUUCUGCUAUGAUAAAAGUACAAGUGCACUUGUAUAUGAAUUCAUGGAAAAUGGAUCGCUUGAGAACUAUUUGUUUGUGAAGGAGAGGAUGAUUGAGUGGGAAAAAUUACAUGUAAUAGCAGCGGGGACAACUAAAGGAAUUGCUUAUUUGCAUGAAGAAUGUCAACAGAGAAUUAUUCUCUAUGAUAUAAAGCCAGCCAAUAUUCUACUUGAUGCAAACUUCCUCCCUAAAGUUACAGAUUUUGGGCUUGGGAAGCUCUUCAAGAGGGACAAUAUUCAUGAUUUAGUUACCGGGUUCAAGGGAACCCUUGUUGGGAAGAGGAAAAACAAGGUUAGCAGUUCCUCUGAAAGCCUUGAUUGGUUUCCAAAGGUUGUGUUGGAUAAGUACCAGAAGGGCGAAUUGGCUAAGCUAAUUAAAGGAGCUAGGCCACCAAUGAAUGCCAUGGUGAAGAUGCUGGGAGGAGUGGAGAUCAUGCAACCUCCUAAACCCACUCAUUUAUUGUUUUCAUCGUGGGGGACAAGUGUAGUCAAGCCACCAAAUGCUACUAAUGGCUCGAGUUCCUCCUCGAGUGAAGAAUCCAUGUCUUAUUGGUAUAAAAAGACCACUUCAAUCAUGGCCAAGCAUGAAAUAGUAGUUAACAAGACUAAAAUCCAGUUUCAUACUUUGGUGGCAUAUCCAUCGCUGAACUUGCCAAUAGCAGCAAAUCUCUCCAAAGUGAUAGAAAUUGUUAGUCUAUAUUGGUCAAUGUAUAGUUUAUCUGAUGUGGUACAACAGGUUGACUAAGGUUAGUCAACGAUGUCCAUCAAGUUCAAGGAGAUUUGCCCUUUUUUGUAAAUUGCUAAGUGGAUUUGCCGCCAAACUUUCAUUAGGGACGUAUUUGCUAGUAAAAAUUAUUUUAUGGG